GUUUUAUUGCACAAGAGAUAUGGUCACAUAAAUUUUUCUAGUCUGAGGGAAAUUUUUUCGAAAGCUACCGCCAACAGAGCCACAGAGCUUUUGAAGCUGAUACAUGCAGAUGUAUGAUGCCCGUUUCCCACACAAUCGCUGGCGGGAUCGAUGUAUUUCCUGACAUUUAUUGAUGACAAGUCCAGAAGGAUUUUUGUGUAUUUCUUGCGCAAGAAGGAUGAAGUCCUAUCAAAGUUAAUGGAGUUUAAGAAUCUGGUUGAACGGCAGACAGAUAGAAAGCUGAAAUUUCUUCGCACGGACAACGGGGGAGAAUUCGUCAACAAAGAGUUCGAUGACUUUCUUCGUCAUCAGGGUAUCGGUAGGCAGCUUACCAUAGCUUACACACCACAUCAGAAUGGAGUCGCUGAGAGGGCUAAUAGGACAUUAGUGGAAAUGUCUAAAUGCCUACUCGUGCAGUCAGGAUUAUGCGAAUCCUUAUGGGCUGAGGCUGUUAACACAGCUGUUUACUUACGAAAUCGUUCUCCAACCAGCGCAGUGAAUUGCAUGACACCAAUAGAAUCGUGGACUGGUAAGAAACUAUGUAUAAAUCAUCUAAAGGUAUUUGGUUCUAUUGCAGUUGCUCUGGACAAGCGUCCAUGAAAAGGAAACAAGUUUUAACCAAAAGGCAAGGUGUAUAUAAUGGUUGGGUACUCGGUGGCGGCUAAAGGGUAUCGUCUGUACGAUUCAACUACGCGACUAGUAGUCGAAAAAAGAGAUGUCCUAUUUGACGAAAAUCAUGAUAAAGCUGUUUUUGAUCUUUUUCCGGAGGCUGAUAGGAUUGGUCACGAUUCAAGCGACACUGGUGGAGAUGACAGCUCUAGUGAAAGUUCCGAUCAGGUCCAGAGUGCCUCAGAACCUGACGAAAAAGACAAGGACGAAAAGGACAAGAACGAAAACGAUGAGGAUACAAAGAUUGAGGAAGAAAAAGAUGACAAAAAGGAGAUACGUAUAGGGCCUGGACGGCCGAAGCUCAUCCGGACUGGCAAGCCUGGUCGUCCCAAAAAGCAGUACAACAUCCUAGGUGCUUUAAUGACAAAAGAUGUCCCGAUACCAGCAACAUUUAAAGAGGCUAUGAGCAGUCCGUUUGCAUCCGAAUGGCGUGAUGCUAUGCAAAGGGAAUACGAUUCUCUUUACCAAGAAAUCAGCGUGUGAUCGGAUGCAAAUGGGUAUUUAACGUCAAGCGCGACAAGGAUGGCCAAACAGAACGUUUCAAGGCACGUCUGGUUGCAAAAGGAUGCUCCCAGCAAUACGGCGUUUACUAUCAAGAGACUUCUCUCCAGUUUGCAGGCUAGAGAGUGUGCGUUUUAUAUUAGCCUUAGCAACAGAGCUCGGUCUGUAUCUGCAUCAGAUGGACGUAUGUACAGCGUACUUAAACAGCGACCUUAGUGAGAUGGUAUACAUGAAGCAACCGGAGGAGUAUAUCGAUCAGAGUUUGCUUCUCAAGAGGGCGAUAUACGGAUAAAAGCAGUCAAGAAGGGAAUGGAAUUCCAUGCUUGACAGUACCCUGGUUAAGCUCGGCUUCAUUGCUUGUGAGAACGAAUUAUGUCUUUAAAAGCAGACUGGCAAUGGAAGCCUCUCGCUAAUUCUUGUAUACGUUGAUGACAUCCUGGUAGCCUGUCAGUCAAAAGAGGAUCUGCUCAGAAUCAAAUCGAGUAUCUCGAAGUCGUUCGAAUGCGUGGACAAAGGCUCACUAAACCUUUUCUUGGGCAUGGAGAUAGAGCGUGAGGGAGAGCUAGGAGCAAUUUCCCUGGGACAUUUGCAGUAUAUAAAGGAUCUACUGCAUGCACACGGCAUUGAAAAUUGCAGACAGGCUGCCACACCAGUGAAUGCAGGAUACCAGGUAGCUUGCACUAGCAAUCAGUGCAAAAAGAUUGAUCCAACUCUAUACCAGUCUGCUGAUGGCGAGCUAAUGUGGCUUGCACUUACAACCAGGCCGGACAUUUUGCACUCCCUUUCCAAACUGCCUCAACGGAAUCAGGAUCCACAUACCGAACAUCUGGCCGGUAUCAAGCAUGUAUAAAGGUAUCUGGCAUCAACAGUUGACAUGAAGCUACACUACAUGCAGUGUGGUCAACCCUUUCUUGGAUACGUAGACGCGGAUUGGGCCGGUGACAAAGUCGACAGGAAGUCAUAUACCGGGUACACCUACUUCCUAGCUGGAGGUCCAAUUUCUCGGCGAUCUGAAAAGCAGCGAAGUGUCGCCCUUAGCAGUACCGAAGCGGAGUAUAUGGCGCUAUCAUCAGCUUGCAAGGAGGCCAUUCUGAUGCGCAGACUGAUAAACGAAAUUGGCUGCGCAGACGAGCAGACUCCAAUCAUCCUGUACGGUGACAAUUUGAGUUCCCAAGCUUUGGCCAAGAAUCCAGCUCAUCAUUCCAGAACAAAACAUAUUGAUAUACGCUAUCAUUUUGUAAGACAAGUUGUCAAGGAACGUCAAGUUUUGUUAAAGUAUAAAUGUACUAAUGAAAUGAUUGCUGAUAUUUUGACCAAAAAUCUCCCAAAGAAAAAAUAUGUAGAAUUUACUGAGAUGUUACAUUUAACUUAGAUUUUCAUUUUUGUAAACAUGAAAGCAUUGAGGAAGGGUGUAGAAAAUAAAAUUCGUUUACAGAACUCUGGCAAUGCUGGCAUGUACUUUAGUGUCAUCUCGCUCUU
This is a messenger RNA of Drosophila suzukii, 2688 nucleotides long. NCBI's taxonomy places the organism in Eukaryota, Metazoa, Arthropoda, Insecta, Diptera, Drosophilidae. The record is from RefSeq and is a predicted model, not a curated record.